AGAGUGAGGUGAGGCGGCGCUGAGAAAGGCCGUAGGAUUUCUUGUCCUUGUUGACUGAUAUCACUCAAAUUAUUCUAAGGAGUGAUUUAAGACACACGAUAGAUAUAUCUAGAUCUAUCCAGUUAUGUAGUUAAACUAGGGUUUCUAUUCACACAAAUAGGAUUAUAAUGAUAUAGAUAUUAAACAUAUAAUGGAUAUUCUAAAACUCAAACAAUAAGAAUAGUUGAUCAACUUUCCUAUUUUUAGACUAUUUAUCGCCGGAUCUAUAACCUCAGUUGUCGCUCGUUGGUCAUGAGAAAGUGUCGAUUGAUGCCAAUAAUAGGGUGUCAAUCGAUACACCUUUAAACAGGGGCAGAGCUAGUUAAGAGGGAGUAGGGUCAGCUAACCCCACUAGAGUUCUAUAAAUAUUGUAAUUAGUAAGGAAAUGUGAAAUGUUAUAUUGGUUUUGUUGGUAAAUGACCCCCUUUAAUUAUCUUGUUUGACACCCCCAUUAAAGUUCGAUUCUUCUUACAAUUGAAUUGUUGAUCGUUAUAGUGAGUGCAUUCUUUCCUUUUUCUAUUUCUUUGAUAUCUUUUUAUUGCAUGAUGUAUCUUUAUGACGAUUUCUUAUUUCAUAUCUUCUGUUAAUAAUAUUUUCUUUUAUGAUAAUGUACUGUAUAGUUGUCAAAACAUAAUUUAUUUAAUUACUUUCUUUUUCUUUCAUCAGUUACUUUCUCUAAAAAAUAUUUUAAAUAAAUUAAGCAAAUUAAUGAAAUAAAAAUUAUCAUACAACAUGAAAUUUAUAUAAAUAGUAAUUUAUUACCAUUUAAAUUAUUAUUUUUUUGUAUACAUAAUUAUUUUGCAUUUAAUUUUUGUAAUUUAUUAAAUAUUUAUUUAAUAUAUAUUUUAUUAUUUAAUUUAUGACCCCUGUAAAAUAUGUUUCUGGUUCCGCCACUGCCUUUAAGCCCGUCGAUCGAUACAAAUGAUAAAUUGUCGAUCGAUGAACCUUCCAUGGAGCGUUAUGGCACGGGUUUGACGUGUUCACUAGGUUUAACUAAAUCAGCUUCCGCUUGUUUCUAGCAAUCGUAGCACAAUCUAAAGUAAUUCAGACAGAGAACCAAGCUUCCGCUUGCGCCCUAAUAUUUAUAGGCUAGUUAGCUACUUUAGAACACAUGCAUUAAGAACAAUUUAGUUGAUUUAUAUUCUAACACUUAGCAAUCCUAUAUUUUGGGCUAAUCCCUUAUGAGUAUCUGAACCCUAAAUCUAACAAAGAGAACUACUGAGACAUAGUUAAGCAAUUCAUAACAACAAGAUAUAAAAACUGCAUAAAUGGAAUCGAAUAGAAAACUAAAGUUCCAAUCACACAUCUCUGAAGGAGUUCUUGGAUCUUCUCUUCAAACCUAAGAUUCUAAGUAUUUUGCUGUAUGAAAGUAAGAAAAGUGUGUAUUGCUUAGAAUAAUGGCAGAGCACAUAAAUAUUAGGCUAAAACUCGUUAGGGGUAAUCUAGUAGUUCUUGUGGGACUUGGGCUUAAAGUCGGCUGGAACUAUUAUGGCCUCUGUGCGCUUCACCAUCGAUCGACAAGACAGAGUGUGUAUCGAUCGAUUAUCAUCCUUGAUCAUCGAUCGCUAGGCUGGUUGAUGGUCAGAUGCGGGUCUUUAUCAUUUUAUCUCCAAAAUACACCAAAAUCACUAUUUUCACCAAAUCACUCUAAAACCUAAAAAUCUACUAAACAGACUCCAAAAUAACUAAUAUGUAUUUAAAAACACUUAUAUAUCAUGACUAAAAAUAUGUAAAAUCUAUGAUAUAUCAUUGAGUUUCCAGAGGAUGAUUGACCUGAUGCGCGACGAAGUGACGGUCACGUUAAUAACAAUAAAUGUAUAUCUCGAUUAAUACACAAUUCGUAACCAAUACUAACCCAGCUUUUCAUAAAAAUCCGAAAGAACCACAAGCGAUCUUCACACCUCAAUCGUCACUUAGAGUUUAAGAAAAGAGAAGCAACAAUAAUUUCGAAUUCUCUGAAUAAUGAAAUGUUUCUAAUAAAGGACUUAUUUAAACGAGAUAUUUUGUUGUGUCCAUUGCUUGAAACGACGUCAUUGCUACUUAACGUAAACGAAGAAUUUGCUUGCUUCUUAUUUCAAACUCACUUCACUCUUCUACUCUUCCCUCCUUUCCUGUAUCACAUGUCUGAGUUGUCGACAGGCGUGGCGAUGGUAGUGACCAUAUCGGGUGUUAGCGCACAUUAUGCUUUUCAACACGAGCCCUUCAACCAUGGUUUAAGGUUUAUUCUUCCGUCUUCAAAGAGAGGCGACAACAUCAUGAAAGAGUAAAAUGUAUUAUUACUUUAAAAAUAAAUUAUUUCUAAAUUUGAUUUUUUAAUUAGUUUUGAAUAAGAAAUUAUUUGUUUACACAAUCAUAUGUAUUUGCUAACUAGGUGUUUUAUCCACAUAUGCAUACAUAAUAUUUUUAUAAUUAAUUAUUAAUACAUACAAUACUAAUUAAAAGACUAUAAUGAUUGGUUAUUUUUUUUAUUUUUGCUUGAAAAUUCUCAUGUAUUAUAAAUAUUUAAAAAUUAUUUUUACACUAUAUUCAUUAUUCGUAAAUAAAUCUUUAAAAUUACUCAAUAUAGUUUUUUUAUUUAUAGAAAAUUAAGAAUUUUACCUGACGAAUUUUCAGAUAUUAGGUAUAGCAGUUAAAAUCGUUGUUACCUUUAGUUAAGGGUGUCAAAAUAGGUAAACCAACUCAAACCAAUCUAUACCCAAAUAGAUAGAGCAGUUUAUUGAUCAUAAGUUAAUUCAACUCAUUAACUAAAUGAUUUGGGUCAAACCAUAACCCAUAUAAAUUAAUGAGUUGGUGGUUUUAAUGGGUUGACCCAUCAAACAAAUAAGCUUAAUAUAUCACAAUCGAUUCAAAGAAUCAGGCUUCUGAAAGUUUUGAACCAUAGCAAAUGAGAAGUGACACAAUAAAUAGAGUUCAAGAAAACUGAAGCUAUGAACAAGUGUUCCACAAAACACAUAAAGGCUGUUGAUACCUGUCAGCGUAAAGAACGUCUAUUAGAACUAUGAAGAGACAAAGUCAAAGAAUACUCUUCCUGUUGGAUCUAUUAAUAAGCCAUUAGGCUUUAAUGAAAACUGUGAAAACAAAUGAUUUGGGCUCUGUGUUUAACAGCUCAAAAAACAUUAAUAAUGAGACAAAGGGACUUGUCCCACAUCAGUGGGAACAAGAGGAAGAGAGCUGUUUAUAUAUGGUCACUUGAUAUCAUGUGUUAAACAGCUUGGAGAGAGAGGAAGCCUCCCUAUACGCGCCGCUACCGCCGUCCGGCCGGCUCGGUGUGGGCUUGCUCUUGGUGGAGGGCUUUCGAUCCAAUAAGAUUCUUUUUGAACCAAUUUAAGCUCAACGAUUUGCGGAUUGCUUAGUCUAUACAAAACGGCAAAACGUUUUUUCAGACUAAUAUCGAUAUGAUUUGGUUCAAACACCAAAAAUGACCAUCGGUUUAAAACUAUUAUUUUUUUUAAAAUAAUAUGUUAUGUGUUAAAUGGAGUACUGAUUCGCCUUCAUGUUUUUUUCUCUACAGGAAAAACAAUGACGAACGAUAACAACACCCCAACUAACACCACGAAUGUCAUCCGGACUCCACUCAACGUUGCAGCAACUGAUGCAACUGACUUGACAACCGCUGGAACCAACACAGCGUCAACCGGUGCAGCAACAACAACAACUACCCUUCCAGUGGGUAAUGCUGCUGAUGAAACCAUACGCCGUAGCCUAUUUGGUGCUGGUCUUUAUCAGACGGGUUCAGUUUCAGGAACCGCAAGUGCUCUGGUGGCAGUUCAAACUCCUCCGUCUGUACCUAGCAUGUUCACUCAAGGACUGAUGCCAGACAAAUUUGAUGGCAAAAGCUUCAAAACGUGGCAGAAGAAGAUGAUGUUCUUCCUGACAACGAUGAAGCUGGACAAGUUCAUCCACGAGGACAAGCCCCUUCUUCCAUACGUGAUUGAUGAUGUGCACAGUCUCGCAACUGUUGACAUAUGGGUGCAUGCCGACUUCAUCUGCAAAUAUUACAUUUUGGGUCGCCUCAUUGACCCAUUGUACCGUGUAUACUGUGAGAUCCCCACGGUUAAAGAGUUAUGAAGAUCACUGGACAAGAAGUACAGAGGCGAGGACGCUGGCUGCCAGAAGUAUGUGGUCUCAAAAUUCCACGACUUCAAAAUGGUGGAUUCAAAAUCCAUCAUGGAUCAGGUGGAAGCGUUUCAGUUCAUUUGCCAUGAAAUCGCUGUUGAAGGGAUGUCCAUCUGCGAGACAUUCAGAACUCUCAGCUUCAUUGAAAAGCUUCCUCCAAGCUAUGCAGAUUUCAAGAACUACUUGAAGCACAAGAAGAAGAAGAUGGGGCUCGAGGAGCUCAUAAUGAGGCUUCAGAUGGAAUCCAGAAAUGAACUGCUGACAAGGUCACUCUAAGGAGCAUAGUGUCAACAUGGCUGAGCACAAAGGCAAAAGAAAGGCACACGCCCAUUCUCCUGCCAAACCCUAAAAAACUGAUGCAGUCCUGAAAGCUUCUGAAAAAAACUUCAAGAACAAAGGCAUUAAAAUCAAUGCGAACGUGGAGAAGUUCAAGUGGAAGUGUCACUACUGCCAUAAAGUGGGACACAAGACUGCUGAGUGUCGCAGCAAGAUCAGAGAUGAGAAGCAUCAAGCGAAUCUCACUGAGGAGGAUCACGUUGCAAUGGUGACUGAGGUGAACAUGGUUGAAGGAAGCAACCCCAAGGAAUGGUGGUAUGACACAUGAGUAACCACCCACAUUUGCACUGAUAGGGCGAUGUUCAACACUUAUCAGAAAAGCAAGAUUCAGGAGAAGUUGUUCAUGGGAGACACUGCAGUCUCCAAAAUUGAAGGCCACGGCAAUGUGGUUUUGAAGAUGACAUCUGGACGUGAAGUCACUAUGACGAAUGUGAAGCAUGUGCCUGACAUGAGGAAGAACUUGGUCUCGGGACCUUGCUCAACAAGAAUGGAUUCGCCACAAGUCUUGAGGUGGACAAGCUCGUGAUUAAGAAGAAUGGGAUGUAUUUAGGAAAGGGGUAUGUUAAAGGGGCUUGUCAAGAUGAAUGUAAUGACAGUCCCUCCGAAAGUUGUAGCUCCAAAUGUUUCAAUGAAUAAGAAGCCAAUUGCUUAUUUUGUGAGUCUUUUAAUAUAUGGCAUGAAAGAUUAGGCCAUGUAAACUACAAAUCUAUACAAAGAUUAAUGAAUUUAAAUCUAAUUCCUAAAUGCAAAACAAGUAAACAAAAAUGUGAAGUAUGCGUACAUGCUAAGCUCACAAAAACGCCAUCACCUCGUGUUGAAAGAACUAACAAAUCUCUAGAGUUAAUUCACACCGACUUAUGUGAUUUAAAAUACAUACAAACUAGAGGUGGAAAAAAGUACUUUGUGACCUUCAUUUAUGAUUGCACAAAAUAUUGUUAUGUAUACUUGUUACAUAGCAAAGAUGAAACCUUAGAAAAAUUUACAAAAAUUUAAACUCGAGGUCGAAAUCAGAUUAAAACAACUAUUAAAGUAGUUAGAAGCGACAAAGGAGGCGAGUAUGAUGGUCCAUUCAAUGCAUUUUGUAAACAACAUGAAAUAAUCCAGCAAACUACAGCUCCUUACUCACCAGAAUGUUGAACGCAAAAAUUGAACUCUAAAAGAGAUGAUGAAUGCAAUGUUGCAGGAAUCUAGGUUACCCCAGAAUAUGUGGGGGGGGGGGGGGAACUGUUGCUUACCACUAAUUAUAUCCUCAACAAAAUUCAACAAAAAGUAACUGGUAAAACUUCAUAUGAAUUAUGGAAAGGUAAUUUACCCUCGUAAAAAACCUUAAAGUGUGGGGGUGCUUGGCAAUAGUUGCGGUACCACCACCAAAAAAGGUCACUAUUGGCCUUAAAACAGUGGAUUGCAUAUUCAUCGGAUAUGCACAUAACAGUAAUGCUUAUCUAUUUCUGGUACAAAAAUUUGAAAUAUCAGAAUUUCAUGCAAAACAGUAUGGAAUCAAGAAAUGCAUCUUUCUUUGAAAAUAUUUUUUCAUAUAAGGAAAAUCAAGGUUCAAAACGAACUCGAGAAGAAAGAGACAAUGAAAAGAACUCAGAAACUAAGACAAUCGUCGAUAUUUCUAUAAUUGAUAUUUCAGAAAAUGAAGAAAAAGAUGAAUCUCGAAGAAGCAAAAGAGCUCGAAAGGAAAAAUCUUUUGGUCAAGAUUUCCUAAUGGAAUUUUUAGUAGAAAAUGUUCCAAAAACUUUGGCAGAAGCCAUGGCUUCACCUGAAACUCCAUUUUGGAACGAAGCUGUCAGGAGUGAAUUUGAUUCUAUCAUGCAAAAUUAUACAUGGUACAUAAUAGAUUUACCAUCUGGCUGCAAAGCAUUAGGAAAUAAAAGGAUAAUGACACGAAAACCUGGUGGAAAAUACAAACCUAGGCUUGUCGUUCAAGGUUUCCGACAAAUGGAAGGCUUUGACUAAUUUGAUACAUAUUCUCUAGUAACGAGAAUAACAUCAAUACGACUGAUGAUAGCAAUCGCAGCCUUAAGAGCCUAGAAAUCCAUCAAAUGGAUGUAAAAAACACUUUUCUAAAUAGUGAUUUAGAAGAGGAAAUUUACAUGAAACAACCUGAAGGUUUUGUCAUUCCCGGACAGGAAGACAAAGUAUACCGACUUGUGAAGUUACUUUAUGGGCUUAAACAAGCUCCUAAACAAUAGCACGAAAAAUUUGACAAUACAAUGAUGUCAAAUAGUUUCAAAAUAAAUAAAUGUGAUAAAUGCAUAUACUACAAAACAACCAAAAAUGUGUAUGUUUUGCUAUGUCUAUACGUAGAUGAUAUGCUCAUUAUUGGAAGCAAUAAAAACAUUAUCCGUCAAACAAAAAACAUGCUCAAAGGAACAUUUGAGAUGAAAGACUUGGGAUUAGCAUAUGUAAUUCUCGGGGUUAAAGUCACAAGAAAUUCAAACAGAAUUACCUUAACCCAAUCUUAUAAUGCUCAAACAAUAUUAGAGAGAUUUAAAAAUUACUCUAAAAGUACGGCAAAAACUCCGUUAGAUCCUCAAAUGCACGUGACAAAGAAUUUAGGUGGAGCAGUUUCACAAAACGAGUAUGCACGUGUGAUCGGAAGUCUCAUGUACUUGACUAAUUGUACGAGACUAGAUCUAGCGCAUGCAAGAAACGCACUUAGUCGAUAUACAAGUAACCCAUGUCAUACACACUGGAAAGCUAUAACGAGAGUACUUAAUUACUUGCGCUACACCAAAGAUUUUGGGCUUCACUAUGGUAAAGAACCAACAAGUUUAGAAGGAUUCAGUGACGCUAACUGGAUAUCAGAUUCUAAAAAUUUAAAAUCCACAAGUGGAUAUGUCUUUACACUAGGAAGAGCAGCAAUAUUAUGAAAAUCUACCAAACAAACAGUGUUAGCCAGAUCCACCAUGGAAUCUGAGUUCAUAGCCUUAGACAAAGCAGCAGAAGAAGCUGAAUGACUUAGAAUUUUUUUGGAAGAUAUUCCUAUAUGGGAGAAACCUGUGCCAGCUCUACACAUAAAUUGUGAUAGUCAAUCAGCUAUAGCUUGGGCUCAGAGUAAUCUCUACAAUGGUAAAUCUCGUCACAUCAGAAGACGACAUAAAACCAUUAGACAACUUAUUUCAACUGGUGUAAUCACAAUAUACUAAACCAAAUCGACUGACAACCUAGCGGAUUCAUUUACAAAAGGUUUGCCACAAGAUGUUGUUGCUAAAUCAUCAAAAUGAAUGGGUUUAAAGCCUAUAACGAAUGAGGAUGCUUGAUUACAACCCUACCUAUCAUGACUGGAGAUCCCAAGAUGUAGGUUCAAAGAAAAAACAAAAUCAAACUGAAUCUAACCAAAAGCACUUGAGAGAAAGUAGUCUCUUCCCAGCUCCUAAGAUGAUAAAAGUGCUAACAAAUGUGAGAAGGAUAAGCAUAAGUUUUUAAUGAUUCCAUAGCUUCCAAAACGGAGUAUUACUCAACACUUUUCAUCGUCAAUCACCUAAUGAGUGUGAAAUGGGGCGGUUUCUAGGAGAAUGAAUGCAAGGCUAUAUUCUGUAAGUUCACUCAUGAAAACUAGGAAUAGUUCAGGGCCACAAUGAACACAAUAGAUAACUAACUUCUACAAGAAAAUGAAGCUGCGUUAUGCAUGUUGUCUCGGUCUACAUAAUACACCGGUUGGUUCAAGACAUCAUGUUCACCUUCUGGUAAAGAAAACCCGACAUAUAUUAACUAUGAGUGGUUAAAGACUUAAAAAUGCCACCAACUCAAACACAAUGAAUUUUUCGCAAACACUCUCGAUAAGUUUGUCUAGUCUAGUCAAGAUUAGAAUAAGUAGAGUUUUUAGAGUCUAUCGAGUCUGCAUUUAGUCUGCAUAUGCUUAGAAGAGUCAUUUCUAUUCAUGUGGGAGAUUGUUGGAUCGAUUAAUAAGCCAUUAGGCUUUAAUGAAAAUUGUGAAAACAAAUUACUUUGGCCUGUGUGUUUAACAGCCCAAAAAACAUUAAUAAUGAGACAAAGGGACUUGUCCUACAUCGGUGGGAACAAGAGGAAGAGAGCUGUUUAUAUAUCAUGUGUUAAACAACUUGGAGAGAGAGGAAGGCUCGCCACGCGCGCGCCGCCGCCAUCUGGCCGACUCAUCUCAGCUCAGCUUGGUGUGGGCAUGGGCUUGGGCUUGGGCUUGGGCUUGGAUCUUGGGUCUUGGUGGAAGGCCUCUGGCCCAAUAAGAUUUUUUUAGACCAAUUUAAGCUCAACGUUUUGCCAUUCAUUUCGAAAAAAAAAACAACAUGCAAUUUUAUUUAAAACGACAAGCAAAUUGUCUAGAAAAUAAAAACGUCAUGCAUUUUAUCCUCUCGAAAGUUUUAAACGAGAUAAGAGAGAGUCAUGGGGAAUAAGUUUUGCAACUCAACUUCCCUCGAUCUCUGCGAGAUUCUCUCCCACGUGCAGCAACUGUUGCCAAAAGUGGGUUUUCUCAGUCUCUUUAAAUAUCGCCUCUUCUCUUCCUUCAUUUCUCAACUUUUUUCACAUCGAAACCAACAGUGAAAAUCCUUUAGUGUAAGUUAUAAAUACGAGAGUGUUUCGUAGAGUUUAUAGUUCGAUAGGGCGAUCAUGAGUGAAGCGUGAUUCGUCUGCCAUGGUUGUAUCCUGGGACUCUAUAUUUGUACAGUUCCGUGUCACUAACGGAACAAAUAUUUUGAGUUAAGGAAAGAGUUCAUAUCUCGAUUUUAUGUCUCUUUGUGAAUACGAUUUCUUAUCGUUCUUGUAUUCGUCUUUUACAUUCGUCUAUUUUCUUAACAUCGCUUGUAUUUUAUCGUUUAUUGCAGUCCGGUUUACCUGCUUCUACACUUCGAACCACAAAUAAAAUAAAGUUUGAAAGUUCACAAGUGUUUCUUCAUAAACUAGUCAAAUAGACCUUAUCAAUGAGCUUAUAUAAUGAAACGACAAAUCUGAAUGUCAACAAAGACAACAACUCUCAUACAGGAUAAUAUUUGAUCUCCUUGGUAGUGAAGAUAUCUGCAAAAGAGCAACAUUCAAAAUUCAUUCUACAAUCAAAAUAUCACAAAGAGACUCGGAAACUAAACAUGAAUAGCUUCAAUCAUCACUCAGGAAAAACAAAGGUACAGCAAAAAAUGACACAAUCCUUCCAUGAGAGUCACUUUCAAACCCAGAAAAAUUCACUUCAAAAUCGAUCCCAAAACAAAGGUACAUCAAACAAUGACCCAUAAGGUAAAACUGAAGAAAAAUAGAGUUUGACUCACAAGGAAGAUGAGUUGCUGUGCUGUGAUCGAUAACCCAAAAUCAAUGACCCAAAAGGGUUGAAUGGUGUCGUGAUCGAUGAUGAAGGUCUCGUGAGAUCGAGAAAGAGAGUAAAAAAUUAUGUGAAAAAAUUGGAUUGGAUUGGAUAACCCAUAAUACCCAUUUUGAUCCAAACCAAUAUUAAUCCAACUCACUAAACCCAUUAACUCAUAAAACCAUUUAUCCAUUAAUAACCAAACUGUUAACCCAUUAGAACCAUGGAUUGGUUUGGUUUGGGUCAAUUCAUUAAUUUCAACCUAUUUUGACACCCUUAUCCUUAAUAAAGAAUUAGAUUAUAUUAUUAAUUAUAAAUUAAUAUAAACAAUUAUCUGAAAAAUAAAAAUGAAUUUAAAAUAUUUGAUUAGAUAAGUGAUAAAAAUUUACAACAUAAUAUAAAUACGAAUUUAAUAUUCAGUUUUUAACUUGUUUAUUGAAAAAUAUUUUUCGGAACAAAACACUAUAAAUAAAAAUUUAUUUAUUUGUAUUUUAAAAUAUGCAGCUGUCAAAAAAAAAAUUUAAAAUAUGCAUUUUAAAUAAUAGUAUAGAUUUUUUUACAGAUUUUCUUUUCAUCAUUUUGUUGUAAACUAUUUGAUAUUUCAGAUAUUUAAGAAAUAUUCAAAUGAAUCCGGAUCUGCACUGAUAAAAAGUGUUGGCAUAUAUAUAUAUAUAUAUAUAUAUAUGCCAUUUCAUAUUUACCAAGUUAAUAUAAGAACUACGGAUAAACAACUUAUUUCUACACCAUAAAUAUCAUAUAGUAAUAAUUAUAUAUAAUUUUUAACCUGACAUAAUUCCAUACAUUUACAAAUAUCAUAAUCUAUUAUCCCCUAUCAGAAAAUUUAAAUCUGUAUGCAUGCAAACAAAGGUUUGACUUAGUUUUAAUGGUUCAGUACCAAAAUCGAUAUCAAACCAGUUGGAAUUAAAAUAUAAUUUUAAUCCGUACGAACCUGAGAUUCAACUACAAACCCGAUCCACCCUUUAAUAUAACUUUGGUAAAGCUAAACUAAUUCCUAAAUCGAUUUUUCUCCUUACAAACUCUAAAAUUGAAAACUCCAAAACCUUGUAAACCGACAGUAAACCGACAGUAAACCGCUUCGUCUGGUUUUUGUUUGUACCUUAAACUGAAGAUAAAUAAGUUUGAUUAGUUUUCGUUUAUGCAAUUAGAACAAGAUUGAAAUAUAGUGUGCAUUUGUUACUAAACUAUAUGAUAUUUAUGAUGCGUUUACCCCAAAAAAAGACUAAAUAAAAAGCAACUUUUAAUGAAAAAAAAUAAAAAGAAAUUUCUCUAAAACGAAAGAUAGAGAAAGUUAGUGAAUCAUAGUUUUCUUUGUGGCCACGGUUUUGCAGAUUCUAGUUUACGUUUAUAUUUAAUAAAUUUCAAUUCCAGUGGUUUUGAAUGAUUCAAAAAUGUAUAUCAAUAUUGGGGGAUAAUAGCGACAUGACUUAAAUGUAUAUAUUUUAUAAGAUGCCUUUUAUUUAUGUCAGCUAAUUCGUCAGUCUUUCCACGUAAAACCGUCUCCAAUUUUAUAUAGUUUGUAAAGCGACAGAAGAAAGUAUCAAAUAAGAAACCAAUAAAAUAACAAGUGUUAAAAUUAUAUAAUUAAUAAAACGAGAACCGUCCUCAUUAAGAAAUAACUCAUUAACAUUUAAAACCAUCAAGAAUCUUUGAGUUUUCUCUUCAAGAACAAGAUGAACGACCACAAAAAUUUACUCCAAGGGGGAAUGCAAGAAGAAAAUCGAGCAAAGAAACCAAUAUCCGUUUCGCCUACAAGGUCUCAGCUCGUGAUAGCAAACUCAAACGCAGAUCUAACAGGUCCAUCAGAGGUCGCGUUUAACGUUUGCUGCUUAUGCGUCUAUUGUCCUCUGUGCAUUCUCUGGUGCUGCAUCAAACUGCCUUGUGCAAUCGGAUGGCGAGCCAUCCAAAAAGCUGGACGCCACUUAAGUGGCUGCAGCGGCUGUGGCAGAAGCUUGAGCAUGAAGAUUAAGGCUACAGAUUAUUCUUCAUUUUCGGAUAUUGAUUCAGAUGAAGUGAAAUACAAAGCUCAUAGUCUUUUAAAACGAAUUGGCUGAAUUAAAAAAUUUAAACACUUUCAUAAACUCCCAAACUUCUCUCAUGCCUUUUUCUCUGAUCUGCGACUUGAUUGUCCUAAACGCGGACGCCAAAAGCUGGAGUUGACUUCUUAAUGACGAGUAGAUGAAGACGUUGUGAUAUACCAACGAUGUAUUAUGUAUAUAUUAUUUGAUAAUUUAGAGUUUGAAUAUGUUGUUGUGGUGGAUUAAAAAGAUAUAUGUAUUAUAUAUAUAUAUAUAUUACUUGGUUGUUAUAUAAAAGAACUUAGUUGUUAUAUUAGUUG
Molecule: messenger RNA, 12122 nt
Organism: Brassica rapa (field mustard)
Lineage: Eukaryota; Viridiplantae; Streptophyta; Magnoliopsida; Brassicales; Brassicaceae
Source: RefSeq, a predicted model, not a curated record